AGAGGCGUCAGUUCCAUUGAGUGAGCCAUGUCGGUAGCAGCUUCAGUUGGCAGUGGUUCCGCAAUUCUGGCUGCAGUGGUACUGUUGUUGAACUUCUUUCCAGGAUCGGUUAUCGGGCGAGAAGAUGCAGCUACGGAGACGGGUUCGAUGCCCGCGCUUUACCGGUUCGACAAUUACGGGGAGUGCAUGGAGAAUGAGGGCACCUACUGUAUGGUCCGAAGCUUGCUGAGACCUAAUCUUUCCAGUGAGCUGUGGUUACAUGUAAAGAAUUUCAGUGCCGAUGUCCGUCACUUUCGGCGCAAUCUACUGGAGCGCGGGAUUUGCAUUGACGAGUGCUUGAAACGGCUAAGUGGGCUCGGCAAAAAGCAGCGAGAUGAGUUGCUUGUGGCACCAUUUGAAGUGGAUUUUAAAUUUCGCUUCAAUAGAAAAUAUUUUCCUCGAUUACUGAACCACGAAGAGCUGUACGGAGAUGUAGUGAACGAAUGCGUGAACCAACAACUGCGGUUAACCGUCGACCUUGACGCAUACUCGGAGAUCGAAUACUGCCAGGAAUCCAACACUUUAUCUGAACCCUUGGACUUUUUCGACAUACUGUGUAUUGUAAUUAUAAGCUUCGUUUGUAGUAUAGCAGCUCUUAGUACUCUGUUCGACUACUACCUGCGCAUCAAAUCUGACAAAGAAAAUUAUUUUGAAAUCGCUCCUCAGCAAAUUGAAUAUCAGUUUGCCACUAUCUGUUCCAUUCCUCGCAAUCUAAAGACACUAACCGUUCCGCCGAAAUCCGUGCUGGGACAUGAUUUCCAGUUCAUAGAAGGUAUUCGUUUCAUUACGAUGGCAUUGAUUAUUCAUCUUCACACGACAGUUAUGUUGAUGAGUGCACCCUCCGAGCACCCGGAACAGUACGAAGAGACUCUGGACAAUCCAGUACUCGGUACCCUAUCACUGAUGACACCCAAUUUGGUCCAGUCGUUUUUCACAAUCGGUGGCAUUCUGUUGACCGUAAAUCUGUUGGAAUCUCUAGGCAAGGAAUCAGAAUGCCGCUGGAAGCUGAUAUGGGAUAAAGUGACGAAUCGGUUAAAGCGGAUUCUACCGCUGUAUUUGUUUGUCAUAUUAGUGACAGCAACCAUCUAUCGGCAUUUGAAGUUGGGGCCACUGUACGAUCGCGCCAUUGGCAUGGAAGCAAAGAACUGUCGGAUGAAUUGGUGGAUAAAUUUGCUUUUCCUAAACAAUUAUGUACUAGCCGAUGAAACGUGCGUUCAACCAAGCUGGUAUCUCAGUGCAGAUUUUCAAUUUUAUCUGUUCGGAUUGGUAGCAUUGAUUACAAUGAAACGUUAUCAGCGUUCCACCAAAUAUUGGAUCAGUUUCAUGAUCCUGCUUAACUUAAUAGGCCCUGGUAUAACGAUGUGGGCUUGGAAGCUACCUCCGGUGAUGGCAACUGGAACCAGACCAGUACUCCUAAUGUUCAGCGAUGACGAGUGGUUCUCCCGGCUGUACAAACCUUCUCACACGAGCAGUGCAGGUUAUUUCUACGGCAUACUGGCCGGAAUGGUUUAUCAUCACGCCAAGCAUUCUGAGCAAAAUCUCAUCAACCGGAAGGACUUUCGCAUAGUGAAAGCACUUUCCAUACUAGUAAUAGUUGUUUGUUACCUCCCUUGUUACCUAAUAUAUGAAACAAACUGGGAGCUCUACAGUUGGUCUAUGCCUAUUUACGGGUCCAUCGCGAAAAACUGCUGGGGAUUCCAUUGCUCAGUGUCCUUUAUUGAGUUAGCCUUGAGUCAAAAGAAUCGCCUGAAGACUGUUCUAGGACACAAAUGGCUGUUGCCACUGGGCAAACUCACCUACAGCGUUUAUCACAGUCACUAUCUGAUACUGAUGGCGUUUACCAGCAUCAUACGUGCCCCGCUUGUUAAUGACGUUUACUCGCCGAUUUUAUUCGCGGCUGUCACCCUGGUGCUGUCCUACGGUCUCGGAUUAAUAAUUUUCCUGCUAGUGGAGCAACCGGCGGCUAACUUAUUAACUAGUAAGAACAACUACAUUGAACGGAUCGGUAACUGGGUGACGCACGGUGCCAGGGAAUGUUUGAAGAGAAUAAAUAAAGUAUUGUUCUAG
Topomyia yanbarensis is the source of this 2106-nucleotide messenger RNA. RefSeq names its product nose resistant to fluoxetine protein 6-like. Gene Ontology annotation, molecular function: acyltransferase activity, transferring groups other than amino-acyl groups. The record is from RefSeq and is a predicted model, not a curated record. NCBI's taxonomy places the organism in Eukaryota, Metazoa, Arthropoda, Insecta, Diptera, Culicidae. The transcript is spliced from 12 exons. The coding region runs from base 28 to 2106 and encodes 692 amino acids.